AUGUCAAGGUACGCGAGUCCCGAUCGGGACAAGCGAAUCCUUAAUCUAGCUGGAGAAAUAGCAGAUACGAAGGACAGACGCGUUCCAAUUCUCUUACUGAGUCUGAAAGGAAUAUUAAGUUCUGUUCCUGUUGGCUCAAAAGAAGCAAUCAAGUUCAGACAAGAGAUUUGGGACUACAACCUCCUCCAUGUCCUCAUUCUGGUAUUAAAGCAAGACUUCAGCAUUGUAGAUAAUGACUGGCAGACAGCAGCAUCACUCGCAGCUAUCCUCAGCCAAGUUUGUGCUGGCAUGGAACUCAAGGGGCAAGCCAGGAACAAGUUUGAGACAGAGAGUCUUCCUGAGGCCAUCAACAACCUAUUCCUUCUGGCACGCAGGAUACAGACUCGAUAUUCCAAAGUGCCAAAUGUCACAGCAAUACAGAAAGAGCGACAGCGAUUAAUGGUGUGUUACAGGGGAGUGUUGGAAUCUAUUACGUACAUAGCUUCUGGUCAUGUUGCUAUCUGUAGGAAUGUGAUCGAGUCGCCAUGGUUAUUACAGCUGCUGAUAUCAGAUGAUGCUGACACUGUUGCAGGAGUGAUGGAUCUUCUUCCCAAAAUUCUUAGGGUCAAUCGGAAACUACUAAAGGAGUUGAACCCUAAACUUGUCAAUAGUAUUAUGGAUGAACUGGUGUAUAAGUUAUCAGUCAACAAUGAAGUUCCCAUUGGAGCCGCAGCAACAAAGUGUGUGCUGAGAAUUUGUGAUUUUUACAAGCCUAUGGUAGAUACCUUAUGUACAAGAUACAGAGGAGUGAGACCACUGCUGGGGAAAUGGGAGGGAAAAGGCUUCGGCAAGGAUCUGAAAGACCUCACUAUGUUGCUACAGGCAGGCAAUGCACAGAUGGCAGAAUUAGAGCAAUUGACUCGAGCAGCAGUUAUCAUCCAAACAAGAUGGCGUAGUUACAUUACCAGAGUGAAGUUACAGAAAGCCAACAAAGCAUUUACAAAAUUCCAUAGGACGUACAGGAAAAAGAAAACUAUGAUGGAGAAAAGAAAAGAGCAAGCAAAGGAAGCUAUGGAGCUCCAACGUCAACUGAAGCUAAAUCGCCAGAGAAUCAUGAGGGACUUUAAGGAAAAACAGCUCCAAUCUAUAGAAAUCCUUCCUGCUGCCAAAGUGGAGGGUUACAUACAGAAGGAGGAGUCUAAUGCAGCAGUCACCAUACAGAGGAUGUGGCGUGGUCAUCAUGUACGAAAAUCCAACAAAGAGCGGAUAGACAUGGCCAAGCAGGUCAAAGCAGCUAUCAAGAUACAGCAAGCGGUUAAAAUAUGGCUGGAAAGAUUGGAAAAGAGAAAGAAAAAGAUCCGAGCAGAAUUAAAGCCACCUGGGUUAAAUGAACUGAGACGAGUGGAGCUACAGAAAGAAAUUCGUGCAUACAGAGAGGAAAAUCCUGCACGUUACUGCCAGAAGGAAGACUUAGAGAUGAUUCAUAACAAAGCCUCGGAGAUGUUGGCUAGAUACUACAUGACUGCACGUCCAAACAGGGAGAAACAGACCCACAGAGAGGCUUUGGUUGCUCGCAUCGACAGAGACUCUGAACUUCUGUCGUUGGCUCCUGACCUUAACCAGGCGACAGAGAAAGACAUGGAAAUGUUCUCAAGUCGGUCAGUUCCAGUGUCCAUGAAGGCUAAAACAGAUCACAUGGCUCAGAUAGAGAUUUUACGCAAGCCAUGGUACAAAAAACUUGUUGACCAGUACAUGGACAAGGAGUAUGAGGAGGAGGACCAAAUACUUUUCUAGAUCUCCUCAUCAGUGGUUCACCCAAUUAGCAUCUCAUUUACAUAUUAAUUUACUCUGUAAUUUGAGUGUUUCAUGGAAAUCUGGAUGAUUUUUCUCAAGAGAUGAUGAGGAAGCCAGAACAUAAACAUGAUAAAGAAUUAACAGUUGCCGCUUCACUCAUUAAUUUUGUGUUUUUCAUUUAAAUGU
Molecule: messenger RNA, 1959 nt
Organism: Ylistrum balloti
Lineage: Eukaryota; Metazoa; Mollusca; Bivalvia; Pectinida; Pectinidae
Product: IQ calmodulin-binding motif-containing protein 1-like
Exons: 14
Coding region: 1-1773 (590 amino acids)
Biological process (GO): cilium assembly
Cellular component (GO): cilium
Molecular function (GO): calmodulin binding
Source: RefSeq, a predicted model, not a curated record